GUAGGCCGCGACCCAGGCCCAGUGCUGCUCUGCGCAAGCGCGUCCUUCCGAGCCCCUCCGCGGAUUCGCCACCAGGAAACAUUCCCCGAGACAAUGUCGCGACCUGGUUCUCCCCAGGAGGCAAACAGAAAGAGUUUGCUAGCUGCUGCUAAGACCCGCUUGAGAAAGCACGAUGUUGGGAGCAAAUAUUCUCACUUGUAUAACAGAUAUUCCAUCCUUUUACCGUUGGUGGUGAAAGAGGGAGAACUCCAUUUGUUGUUUACUGUGCGGUCAGAAAAGCUAAGAAGGUCUCCUGGAGAAGUUUGCUUUCCUGGAGGAAGGCAUGAACCUACAGACAUGGAUGACAUAGGCACAGCUCUCCGGGAAGCCCAGGAAGAAAUAGGACUGCGUCCUCAUCAAGUGGAGAUCGUCUGCCGCCUGGUGUCAUGUGUGCUUGACAUAAAUACACUGAUAACCCCAGUUGUGGGUCUUCUAGACCACAACUUCCGGGCCCAGCCAAAUCCAGCUGAAGUUAAGAAUGUGUUCCUGGUGCCUCUGGGCUAUUUCCUGCAUCCGCGUGUCUACAUCCAGAAACACAUAACAAGUUUCGGUCAUCAUUUUCUUCUUCAUUGUUUUGAGUACACAAACCCUGAAGAUGGUAUGACUUACCAAAUCAGGGGAUUCACUGCCAAAUUUGCCUUGUUGGUGGCCUUAAUUAUUUUGGAAAAACGACCCACCUUUGAGGUUGAAUUUAAUCUCAAUGAUCUAAAAGCAUCUUCUGAAAAGAUAUUCCUAUGGCUUCAUAAUAACGCUACAAGCAAGUUAUGAUUUAUGAGAACAAGAUCCAAAGAACUAUCCAAGAGGCUUUUGUAUGUGCUUAUUCAUAGAACAACAGUAAUGCCAGCUGUUAGAAUUUGACAGGUGUGAAUAUCUUUUUCUGCAAUAUGAAGUUAAAAAUUUUGCCUUUUUUCCAGUUGCCUCUAUUGUCUGAAAAAGCAAGUCUUCCAAAGGUGGAAAAAAUGUGUUUAUAGCAUUGCAUAAGUUCACCCACAAUAUGUUAAUAAUAUUUUUCUUACACAUACAAGAAAUUGUAUCUGACAUAUAGUAGGCACUUAAUAAAUAUUUGUAAACUAUA
Molecule: messenger RNA, 1114 nt
Organism: Carlito syrichta (Philippine tarsier)
Lineage: Eukaryota; Metazoa; Chordata; Mammalia; Primates; Tarsiidae
Gene: NUDT7
Product: nudix hydrolase 7
Exons: 4
Coding region: 94-807 (237 amino acids)
Biological process (GO): coenzyme A catabolic process; nucleoside diphosphate metabolic process
Molecular function (GO): magnesium ion binding; coenzyme A diphosphatase activity; manganese ion binding
Source: RefSeq, a predicted model, not a curated record